Messenger RNA from Bradysia coprophila, 840 nucleotides. RefSeq lists its product as uncharacterized. NCBI's taxonomy places the organism in Eukaryota, Metazoa, Arthropoda, Insecta, Diptera, Sciaridae. The record is from RefSeq and is a predicted model, not a curated record.
UUCUUUCGCUAAACAUCGCAUUAACCGUAUUACGUUUAAAUUUUAUCCACUAGCUUACCAUUACUAUACGCUAUGGAGCUCAGUGAUAUCGAAAUAUCGUACGGUGAGGAGUAUCUACAGGAAUUUUUUAUUAGCGACAUUGAGCAACAAGUCGGUUUUUGUGGUGAAAUUUAUGCAGAAAAAGGCUUUAAUGACGAGAACGGUCAUAUUGUAUGUGAAGAUAACGUGACUGACCAACCAAAACUACCUACCAAAACAAAGAAAUCGAAACGACGAGCCAGUCUUACUGAAUUUAGCGAUUCCACUACGACUAAACGUAAAAAUGAGUGUGCGAAACGCGAGCUGAACAGCAUUGUCAAUCAGCUUGGAAAGAUUGACUGCCAGCUCAACACAAAUGGCGACAGGUCCCGCGUUGACAUACAUUUUUACGCCAAAUUUACCAGCUUUAAGUCGAACCGCGAAUGUACUUUUAAGUAUCCUCAUGAAUUUGCUGGACUCACUGAUGCACAAGCUGUUCUACCGCGAAACGGUUGCAUGGAAAAUUCGUGUGCGUUCGGAAACAAAGAUCGAAAUGUCUAGGUUAACUGUUCGUACAGUAGUCACGAUGGACAAGGUUGUUUGUAUCGAGUUCAUGCACCGUGCAUUGGGUUCCCUAAAUUGGAAGAAGACAACAUUAAGCUGCUGGACGGAUGGUGUUGUCCACAGCACAUCGAAGUCAUGAUGAACCAAAAGUAACCAAAUUUGUCACUUGAACAAGAUGUUUAUGAAUAUGAAGAAAUGCAAAAAACCUGAAUUCGACUACUUUCUAAAGAGUGUACUCUCACUAGGAAGCUGCUCUAU